AUGAAGCUAAAAGAAUUAAAGAAGACGGUCAACGUGAGCUGGUCGCCAGCGGAGCAAUAUCCGUCGAUGCUGGCUGCCGGCUCCGCGGCUCAGCAAGUGGAUGCAAAUUUCAGCUCCAAUUCCUCAUUAGAACUUUAUUCUUUAAAUUUAGAAGACCUAGGAUUAGAUUUAGAGCUUAAGGCCAGCUUGCAAACACAGCACAAGUUUCAGAAGAUAGUUUGGUCAGGAGCGGGAACAAUAGUUGGUGGCUGCGAUGGAGGUUUGCUUCAAUUCUAUAGUACUGAGAAAGUUCUCAAUAGUUCACCUGAUGCACUUGUUGGAAGCAGCGAUAAACAUAAUGGAAAUGUAUCUGCAUUGGAUGUUAAUCCGUAUCAAAAAAAUUUAUUAGCAUCUGGAGCAUCAGAUAGUGAAAUAUUUAUUUGGGAUCUAAACAACACAAGCCAGCCAAUGGCACCGGGAAAUCGAAGUCAGCCUUAUGAACAUGUACAGGGGCUAGCGUGGAACCAGCAGGUGCAACACAUUUUGGGCUCCACAUUUGCCACAAGGUGCUUAGUAUGGGACUUGAGGAAGAAUGAACCUAUUAUGAAAUUGAGCGACGCCCAGUCCCGCACCCGUUGGCGCAGCGUGUGCUGGCAUCCGGCCGUGGCCACCCAGCUCUGCAUCGCCUCAGAGGACGACUUGCUGCCGGUCAUACAGCUUUGGGAUCUGAGGUUAGCAGCAUCUCCGUUGGUAACCCUGGAAGGACAUAGCAAGGGAAUUCUGGGUCUAUCGUGGAGUCCCCACGAUCCUGACCUACUUCUGAGUGCCGGAAAGGAUGGCCGACUGCUUUGUUGGAACCCAAAUAACACCAAACCGGGUGGAGAACUGGUGGUGGAAGUGUGUCAGCAAGGCCAGUGGGUGAACGACGUGUCGUGGAGCGGCCGCACUGCGGGCGUGUUCGCGGCGGCGGCGGCGGAGCACGUGGCCGUACACUCGCUGCUGGGGGGCACGAGGCCUGAUCGGCAAAGCCUCCACACGGCCAGCAACAUAAUGGAGUCGUUCGGGGGCGCGGACUCGUUCGCAGCUCUGCCGGCGGUUACCAGGGCUGAGCCCGCCUCGGCGCCCAACCCUCUGCCGAAGAACCCACCGGCUUGGCUCAAGAGGCCCAGCGCCGCCAAGUUUGCCUUUGGCGGAAAACUGGUGACGUUUGACAAGUGUCCACAAACCGAAGAAGUUAGGAGAUUGGUGCAAAUCACGCAGGUUGUGAGUGAGCCAGAGUUGGUGGAGAAAUCGGUGUCGCUGGAACAAGUUUUAGCUCUCACAUUGAGCCGUGACCCACAGGCGGCCGACAGACUUGCAGAGUACUGCCGUGAGCAGGGAGACGCGUCUUCCGACCAACACGAGCGGUACACGUGGUUCUUCCUUCGAGCCAACUUCCUUCCUUCUUUCCGCACUGAAGUGCUUAACUUGCUCGGUUACAAGCAAGACGAGAUCCCAUCGAAGUUCAAAAGUCAAAACGCUGGAGACAUCCAAAACGACACAGCCUUUUUGAGCCGAGGCGAGUCCACGGAGACGGAGGCUGAACUUUCGACCGACACCAGCACCGAUCUCUCGGAGGCUCAAACCCUAAUCGAAAGGAAAUUAGCCAAUCUCGACCUAGAAACCACUGCCACAGAUGUCGUCAUCCCGAACGGAGAAGAAUCAACGAGUUUGAUUUGCCGAGCUCUCGUCUGCGGAAACUUGGAAGAGGCCGUGGAACUCUGUCUCGACACGAACAGAGUGGCCGAUGCGCUUAUUAUCGCUUCUCUGGGCAGCCAAGAGCUGGUCUACAAAGUCCAGCGAUACCAUUUGAACGCCAACGCGUCAGACCCGGUGUCUCUACUUAGCGGAAGUCUUCUGCGAAGCAAGUGGGAGGGGCUCGUGAGGAGUUCGGCUCCCGAGAGCUGGAAGGACGUCUUGGCCACCCUCGUCACUCACGCGGACACCGAUGUCCUGCCGCACUACUGCGAAUUAUUAGGCGACAAGUUAUCCGAGGAAUCGGACGAAACCUACAAAAAAGCGGCCCAGCUAUGCUACGUGGUGAGCGCGGCCGGAGACGCGUUAGCCGCGCGGUUAUCGCGCGAGAAACGCGACGUCAACGAUAUAGCAGAGCUGACGAGACGAGCCCAACUCGCCCUGUUACUAAAAACGGCUGCAGUGACGCGCGGAAGACCAGUGCAGGACGGAGGCAGCUUGACAAGUAUUCUGACAGAGUACGCGGGGCGAUUGGCCUCUCAGGGCUGCCUCCAAAGCGCUCUCACCGCUCUCCAGGGGUCUCCUUCGGAAAUGUACGACCGACUCGCCACCGCCCUAGGGUUGGCACAGAACAGAUUUGCGCAGCAACACCCGCAACACCCUCAACCCCAGCAGCAGCAGUUCGCGAGCAGGACUCGCACGGCGAGCGAACACUCGCAGAAACGAGCUCAACCGAACACCUUCUUGCCCAACAAUGCAGCGCUUCCACCGAAGCCAGAAGAGCAGUGGCAAAGAGCACCCAACCCGUGGAACGCGCCAGUGCCAGCUGCGCCUGCGCAAGUGGCGCCUCCUUCGCAGCACUCGCGACCUGGAAGCGUGGGACCUCAGACCGGUAUAACAUCCCGCUCCAAAUACAAAGUGGACCCGUCGGUGCAAUCCGCCCCCCUUUACAGCCAAUAUGGCUUCAACAACGCGGUCACGAAUCAACCACAAUUCGGUUACAAUAGUCCAAUUCCCGACCAAUACAAUCCCGCCGGUGUCCCUUCCCACAACUUCACCCCCAUCAACCAACCCAAUCCUAUGAACCCACCCUUGAACCCAAAUCUGCCAUUAAACCCGUCCCAUCAAUUAAAUCCAAUUCCCCACAACCCGACGAUGCCGCACCCAGCGAAUUUACCAGCCAACCCCUCGAACCAAGUGAAUCAACCGGGUCAAACCAACGGCAGCUAUUACGGCUCGCAGGGAGUCGAACCCGCCGCUCCCGCCGUCCCCUCCAAACCGGUCGCCCCCGGAUGGAACGACCCGCCCGUCAUGACCUCUAAGCCUAAGCCAAAGCCAGAACUCCAACAACAGGCUCCAAUCACUCAUCCUUUAUUCGGAGCUGAGCAACCUCAGCACGUCCCGCUGAAUCCGACACAGUACCCGGGUCAACAACCGUUCCCAGGUCAACAACAAUUACCGGGUCAACAACAGUUUUCGGGUCAACAACAAUUCCCGGGUCAACAACAGUUCCCCGGUCAACAACAAAUUCCAAGUCAACAACAAUAUCCGGGACAACAGUUACCCGGGCAACAACAGUUUAAUCAACAGCCUUUCCCGGGACAGCAGGGCCAGUUUCCUGGUCAACAAUUCCCUCAGCAGUAUUCAGAUCAGUAUCAAGGGCAGUAUCAGCAGCAGGGAUAUCAACGGACGGAAAGUCCAGCUCCGGUGCAGCCGGCUCCCGUGCCGAAAGGCCCUAUUCCGGAGCAGCAUCAGAUUUUGCAGACUAUUUUUGAGCAGUUGAGACACGACUGCGUCAACAAUGCCACUAGCUCGGUGGCGAAGAGAAAACUCCAAGAAGUUCAGAAGAAAUUAGAGAAUUUGUACGACUUACUACGAUCAAAUAGGCUCUCGGACAGUUCGUUGGGGACCCUCCACUCGUGCGUGCAGUGCGUCCAAAGCGGAGACCUGAACGGCGCUCAACGCGCGAUCAUGUCUCUGGCCGGAGACGUGGACUUCGCUCUGGUGGCCAGCUUCAUUCCGGCCAUCAAGACGCUCCUCACCUUGGCCGACCAGCAAUCGCGGUAG
Molecule: messenger RNA, 3780 nt
Organism: Pieris macdunnoughi
Lineage: Eukaryota; Metazoa; Arthropoda; Insecta; Lepidoptera; Pieridae
Source: the annotation of a GenBank genome assembly